AUGGAAAAUUUGUUACUACAGGCAUUACUCUGCCUUAUAGUCAUAUUAUCUAACAACAAUGUAACUAGUGAUAAUGUAGCCAAAAGGUCUUUUUAUCGAUAUGAUUGGUCGGAUUCAUUAGAAAGCUACAGAAAAACAUACCACAAAACUCUGCAGUAUAAAUUUCUCAUGACUGAAAUUCAGACACAUGAAAAACCUCAGAAUGCAGAACAAACAAUGAAACGUGAAAUUCUGAGACUUGAACAUUUAUAUCAAAGUAAAUGGGCGAAGGAAUUUCUUGAAUAUGAAUACAAGAAGGCAUUGGAAGAAGAUACUGCUAUUGACCACAAUGUUUUCGUUCAUGAGGGAUUAUACAGUAUGUUGAACACCAGUAUUUCAAGUAAAUGGGAAAUUCGAAAAAAUCUCGAUAUUACAGAAGGUAAUUAUGUUGCGGAGAAAUCAGGCGAUUUGAAGAAAGACGAAGAUCGUCUACAUCAAUAUUGCAUUCAGUAUGAUGAUGAUAAAAAUAUGACAUUCACGUUUCCUGACCAACAGACAGAAUAUCAUUCAACACUUCUUGUUUACUUAGCUUACCUUAGAGUGUUGGAAAGGAGAGCAGUCAUCGCAUCGAUAGCAUACAGAAAUACUGCAAAUUAUUUGCGAACAUGGGAUAAAGAAAUAACAACAGAUGGCUCAUCGAAUGAUGCUGAAAUUACAGAAGCCUAUUGGAAGGCUCGUACUGAUUUAGCCGAAGCCACAUUGCAACUUGCUAAAUCAAUAGAACGUUUGGAAAUCAAGAGGGUUGAAUUUUUGAAAUAUCAAACCCCAGAAGAUAGAAUAAACUGGAUCCUGGCUGAAAUGAAAGAAGAAGCCAAACAGUCUUAUUGAAGUGAGUUUCUGCUUAGAUUCUGAGUGUAUUUUAAAUUUUUAACUAACUGAGCAAUUGAAUAUGAACUUGAAGAUGGGUUAUGCUGUUAGCUGAAGUCAGCUAAUAGAUGAUUGCUUGGGAAAUAAAUAACACUAAAAUUCUGUCCGUUCUCAUUUUUCGUUUGUGUCAUCACUUUACAAAUACGUCAUGAACUACCACCUACUGGCUGACUGGUCACAUGACCACAGUUGACCGCCUGUGCACAAUAUCUCGUCCGAAAUAACUGCUGAGAACAUCGUAUAUUCAGGUGUUGCUUCUCAUAUCAGUUUUCCUGUGACGGGAAUUAGAAUUUAGAAGCAAGUGAACAAUGUACGCACCCGUUGUGUGUUUUAAUCUUCACUGGAAGUAUAACCUUAAGGGAUAGUGUCAUUGUUGAUUAAAUAAAAACUUGUCAUCACUAAUUUCUGCUGUAAAAGAUAGGUGUCUACUUUCAAUACAGUUGUAUUUUGCUUCCGGUUUCAUUUUGUUUCAGCUGCAGGAAAUUGAAUUCGAUUCCCAGGGAAAUUCAAGCAGUAUUGGUGAAAGGAACACAUUGUUUGCUUAUCUGUUCUUUUUUUGUUUAAUUAAAUAUA
This is a messenger RNA of Trichobilharzia regenti, 1479 nucleotides long. The record is from the annotation of a GenBank genome assembly. NCBI's taxonomy places the organism in Eukaryota, Metazoa, Platyhelminthes, Trematoda, Strigeidida, Schistosomatidae.